Messenger RNA from Sceloporus undulatus (fence lizard), 1672 nucleotides. RefSeq names its product lysosomal acid glucosylceramidase-like. The coding region runs from base 1 to 1533 and encodes 510 amino acids. The transcript has 10 exons. Gene Ontology annotation, molecular function: glucosylceramidase activity. The record is from RefSeq and is a predicted model, not a curated record. Gene Ontology annotation, biological process: glucosylceramide catabolic process. Lineage: Eukaryota; Metazoa; Chordata; Lepidosauria; Squamata; Phrynosomatidae.
AUGAUUGCAGAGGUGACAGCAAGCCGCCCUUGCGCUCCCCUGGUUUUUGGCCCCAACGCCAUUGUGUGUGUCUGCAAUGCCACAUACUGUGACACGCUGAAUCCCCUUUCUCUCCCCCCUUUUGGCACCUUUGUCAAGUAUGUGAGCAGCAGGGCUGGUGAGCGCUUGGAACGCAGUGAAGGGGAGUUUCGGACAACCCCCUCUGGUUCAGGGUUACUGUAUACAUAUAACCCUUUUGUUCAGUACCAGCACAUCAAAGGUUUUGGUGGAUCCCACACUGAUGCUGCUGCAAUCAACAUAAUGCGGUUAUCUCCAGCAGCCCAGGACCAUUUGAUCCGGUCUUACUUCUCUGAAGAAGGGAUUGAGUACAACCUUUUGCGCUUGCCCAUGGCAUGUUCUGACUUCUCUACCCAUGCAUACACUUAUGGGGACAAGUGCCUGGAUGACUAUGAACUAAAGUGCUUCAGUCUGGCCCAGGAGGACACUGAACUGAGAAUCCCUCUCCUCCACCGCUUCAUGGCCUUCUCUAAGCGGCCCCUCUCCCUAAUUGCCAGCCCAUGGACCGCCCCUGCCUGGCUGAGGACCAGUAACCAAGUGAUGGGCAAAGGGCGCCUGAAGGGAGAGCCAGGCAACAUCUACCACAAGACUUGGGCCCGCUAUUUCGUCAGGUUUCUGGAUGAAUACACUAGAUACAACAUCACCUUCUGGGCUGUCACGGCUCAGAAUGAGCCAUCGUCCUCUGUUUAUAUUCCCAUGAAGAAUUUCCCUACUACCGAAUUUACACCUGAAGAACAACGAGAUUUCAUCAUUAAGGAUCUGGGUCCCGCACUGGCCUCCAGCAGCCACAAAAAUGUCCUACUCAUCAUUCAUGAUGACCAAAGGAUCAAUCUGCCCAAAUGGGCCAACGUGGUCAUUGGAAACAGCAGUGCUGCCAAGUACGUGUCUGGCAUUGGAAUCCACUGGUAUCUUGAUAGUGUGACACUUCCUGGGCUCACCCUGGAUGCCACCUACCUCCUUUAUCCUGAUUUCUUUCUGCUCUACACAGAAUCCUGUAAUGGCUUCCGGAUCUGGGAGCCAAAAGUUGACCUGGGAAGCUGGGAUCGAGGCGUUCGGUACAGCCGAAGCAUUCUGACGAACCUCAACAGUUUUGUUGUGGGUUGGAUUGACUGGAACUUGGCUCUAGAUAUGGAAGGAGGUCCCAACUUUGUGGAAAACCAUGUAGACAGUCCAAUCAUUGUGAAUUCACUCAGAGACGAGUUCUACAAGCAGCCCAUGUUCUACCACUUGGCUCAUUUCAGCAAAUUUAUCCCUGAAGGCUCCAUCCGGGUUGCCCUAACCUGCAAUUGUGCAGUCACCAGCUGCCAGCUGCAUAGUGCUGGCUUUCUGCGUCCAGACGGUAUUGCUGUGGUGGUUGUGCUUAAUGAUUGCUUCUGGGAUGUGGAGUUUAGUAUCGCAGAUGACAAGGUUGGCUACAUUGAGGAUGUCGCUCGAGCCAACUCCAUUCAGACAUAUCUGUGGGAAAGGUGUCCAUGAGACUAAACAAUGGUGUUCUGCACAGACAGAGAUUUUGUUACAUCCUGGGGAAGAUGGGUCACCUUGUGAGUGCAGAGAGGCCCAGGUGGAACGAAGCAGCCUCUCUCCUCAACACACAGAGAGAGAUCCAACACUGAGA